Protopolystoma xenopodis is the source of this 1120-nucleotide messenger RNA. NCBI's taxonomy places the organism in Eukaryota, Metazoa, Platyhelminthes, Monogenea, Polystomatidea, Polystomatidae. The record is from the annotation of a GenBank genome assembly.
GAAAAAUUGGUUGGAAGGAAUUCGGGAUGUGUCUCACCGGGAACCGAAGGAGGAUUGUUGUGUAUGCAAGUUGGUUGUAUUGCGCGAAGAAGCCCAUGGCUCACCGUCCUACAAAAUUGGUGAAACAGAGCUGAGCUUUCGUCUGUACUUUCACAGACAUCACCAGGGCAGGAAGCCAUACUUCAAAAGGUGGAGCAAAAAUACUAGACCAAGAGAAGAUCCCCGGUGUCUAUUCGGCAUGAGGAUCGAGGAGGUUAAAAGCACCACUAAGACCCAGCGGAUUGCAGCUCAUAGUCAUGUAAAAGGUCUCGGCCUUGAUGAAAAUGGCACACCAUUACCAAAUGCAGCAGGACUUGUUGGUCAGGAAAGUGCGCGCGAGGCCGCUGGAAUUAUUGUAGAAAUGAUUAGAUCAAAAAAGAUGGCAGGAAGAGCUGUAUUGAUGGCCGGCCCUCCAGGAACAGGAAAAACUGCCAUCGCACUUGCGAUCGCCCAAGAGCUGGGAAGCAAGGUGCCUUUCUGCCCUAUGGUUGGGAGUGAAGUAUAUUCUACAGAAAUCAAGAAGACAGAAGUGCUUAUGGAAAACUUUCGGAGAGCUAUUGGUGUGUCUCGCAUUUUAGGUGGGCUAAGAAUAAAAGAAAUAAAGGAAGUGUAUGAAGGAGAAGUUACUGAAUUGACUCCGAUCGAAACUGAAAAUCCGACAGGAGGCGUUGGAAAAACUAUUUCUCAUGUUAUUAUAAGCUUAAGAACCUUUAAGGGAGUUAAGCAACUUAAACUUGAUCCUUGUAUCUACGAGAGUCUUCACAAAGAAAGAGUAGAAGUCGGGGAUGUUAUAUACAUUGAAGCUAAUUCAGGAGCGGUCAAGCGACAGGGACGUUGUGAUGUCUAUGCUGCAGAGUAUGAUCUAGAGGCAGAUGAAUACGUUCCACUUCCGAAAGGAGAAGUCCACAAAAAAAAGGAAGUUAUCCAGGAUGUUACGUUGCAUGAUCUUGAUGUUGCUAAUGCAAGGCCCCAAGGCGGCCAGGAUAUUGUGUCAAUGAUGGGUCAAUUAAUGAAACCUAAAAAAACAGAAAUAACGGGUAAGUACAGCUAUGAAAAAUUCCCAAUUUUUGCUGGUGUUUAA